This is a messenger RNA of Camellia sinensis, 1874 nucleotides long. Its product is annotated as NAC domain-containing protein 43. The record is from RefSeq and is a predicted model, not a curated record. Gene Ontology annotation, biological process: regulation of DNA-templated transcription. NCBI's taxonomy places the organism in Eukaryota, Viridiplantae, Streptophyta, Magnoliopsida, Ericales, Theaceae. Gene Ontology annotation, molecular function: DNA binding.
AACAACCCUUAUAAAUUGUCAUGUCUGCAUUGCCAUUUUAUUCACAACCUCGCAUCUCCCAUAUUAUGCCAAUGCUAUUGUUUCCUGUUUCUCAUUUAACCUCACUCACUCUUUCCCAUCCUUAUUCUAGUAAUUUAUUUUUUAUUUUUAUUUUUUUGGGUACUCUAUUUUGGUGUAUGUAUUAGUUUUUGAAAAAGUAUAGGCUGGCAAUAGCAUAUCAAUCUUAGGAUGAGCCUGUCGUAUUUGUAAAAUUUAGCAUUAAAAAAAUAAAAAAAUAAAAUUAAAAAAAAAGCAUAUUCAAAUAGCUAUAUUGAGAUUUUUCGCAAAAGGUUAUAGGAAAUGAAUCUAUCUGUAAAUGGUCAGUCUCAGGUCCCUCCGGGUUUUCGGUUCCAUCCUACAGAAGAGGAGCUUCUGCACUACUACUUGAGGAAGAAAGUGGCCUACAAGAAGAUAGAUCUUGAUGUAAUUCGCGAUGUUGAUCUUAAUAAGCUUGAACCAUGGGAUAUUCAAGAGAAAUGCAAAAUAGGAUCCAGCACUCCACAAAGUGAUUGGUACUUUUUCAGUCACAAAGACAAAAAGUACCCAACAGGGACUCGAACAAACCGAGCGACUACCGCUGGUUUCUGGAAGGCGACGGGGCGUGAUAAGGUGAUAUACAGUAGCUUAAGAAGAAUUGGAAUGAGAAAAACUCUAGUCUUCUACAAAGGACGAGCCCCUCAUGGACAAAAAUCAGAUUGGAUCAUGCACGAAUAUAGGCUAGAAUUGGAUGACACCUUCACCACUCACCAUGACGCCGACAAGGCCAAUAAUCUAGCAGCAGCAGCAGGAGGAGGAGGAGGAGGAGACUACUCAGUGUCAGAAGAAGGAUGGGUGGUUUGUCGUGUUUUUAAAAAGAAAAAUUAUCAUAGAGCACUAGAGAUAGAGAGUCCCCAAAGGCAAAGGCAAAGCCCAUCUACUUCUUCCAUGAAUAUGGAUCAUUCAAGAAACCAGCUGAUGGUGAUGCGCAAUUCGAGCAAUGAUGGCGGCAUAGCUGAUCAGAUACUUGAGUACAUGGGAAGGUCUUGCAAGCAGGAGGAGAAUGAAACAACCACAACCACCAGCAACAAUAGCAACAUCAACAUGCCCUCUUCGUCUUUAAUCAACAUCAUCAACACAGUGCAUCUCCCAAGCUUGGAGGAAAGUGAUACUCCAACUAUACUACCAUCAUCAUCAUCAUCAUCAUCACUGAACAAUAAGUAUUGCUACUCCUCACCCUCCUUCUUCAAUCAUCAUCAUGAGGAGGAAGGCUGUACCACUACUACUACUACUACUGCUGCUGCUGCUGCUGCUUUUAAAGAUUAUGGUGGUGGUGGCCAAUCAAUGGACCCUCUCAAUCAUCAUCACCAGAAAGAUGGAAUCAUCAAUGACUGGGCUGCAUUCGACCGCCUCGUAGCUUCCCAGCUGAAUGGCCCAGGAUCAGAACAGGAUGCUAAGGAUGAUACAUCCAACCACUUAUCCUCCUGCUACAAUUAUGGUUACCGUUACGGUGAUCCCAAUGUUGAUUUCUGUUUUUCCAUUGAUGGUCAUGAUCAUGAUGAUGUAGUACAAUUAUCACAACUACCUUCUUCAAGUAGACCAAAUAUUCAAUCCUCCUCCUCUCAGGUCCAAAGCACCGAGAUCGAUCUAUGGAGCUUUACACGAUCAUUAUCCUCAUCAUCAUCCUGUUCUGACCCACUAUGUCACUUGUCGGUAUAAUUACACAUCAUAUUAUAUAGUGUACAUGUCUCUUGUAAAAGUCAAAUAUUAUGUAAUCCAUAUAUAUAAUACAUGAUCGGCUAUAAAUAAAGGGGUUAUUAUAUCUGCGAUGGGAAUGCCAUUCUCAACCAUUUUGCCUC